AUAUGAUGUAUAUCGUCUCUCAUAAACCCAGAAACCCGAGUGAGAAGUGAGAAGUGAGAAGUGAGCAGCAAUCGAUGGAUGGAUUAACACCAACUAUACGGGAAUAUUAUCACAACAUGUGGAAGCUCCAUUCGGAAGCCACCUUUCUGUUUAAUACCCAGACUGAGGAUGGAAGACAAGCAUUAAUAUUAGAGUCCACUAUAUUUCACCCUCAAGGAGGAGGCCAACCAUCGGAUACUGGCUUCAUCACUAAUCUCAGUUUCCCAUCCAAAUUUGUUGUGGAAGAUGUUAGGUGCAAAGAUGGGAUUAUUUAUCAUUUUGGUCAUGUUGAGAAUUCGGAAGGAAAUUCAUUGGAGUGGAAGGUUGAGAGAGAAUCGAAGGUUGAAUUGCACGUAGAUGAAGCUCGUCGUGAUCUCAAUUCGAGGCUGCAUUCAGGAGGACAUUUGCUAGAUAUAUCCAUACGCAAUGUUGGUUUAGGGCAUUUCGAGCCUGAAAAAGCAUAUCAUUUCCCUGAUGCACCAUACGUUGAAUAUAAAGGCACCAUUCCACAAGCCGAAUGUCAAAUUAAGCUAGAAGAGUUAGAAAGGGAUGCUAAUGCUCAAAUUUCAAGAGGUGGAAAGGUUUCUGCUGCUAUAUUGCCAUAUGAACAAGCUGCUGAGAUCUGUGGUGGUCAGCUACCUGAUUAUAUUCCCAAGUCAACAUGCAAUGAAGGUGUCGGUCUGGUGCAAUGGACUGGUUGAGGCAAAGGAUUACCUAGUUCCCCUUUUUUCACUUCAGCUGCUGAUAUAAUUGAAUGGUCAGCGUAUUGCAUGGAUAAUGUGGAUGCUUGUUUUAUUGGUUAGUUUUCCUUUAUGAAAGGCUGUGACUUCAGACUCAUGAGGCUUAAAGGUUUUUUUAAUGAACUAGCUUAGGGUUCAGUUGGCCGUUUGUAUUUAGUCCUAGAUAGACUGGAAGCUCUUCUUUUAUAAGGUUCUGUCUAAGGUAGGUUCUAAGGAGAGAUAUUUCCCCAUCUCAAUGUUUCUUUGAGGACACAAAUCAUAGGAGCUCUUCUUUUAAGUAUUCAAUUAUGAGAAGCUUUAAAUUAAAUUGGUUGAAUGGCAGCUGGCUUUUCUUUGUAUACAAAGUUCACUCCUAUCAAGUCUCUAUUUUGUAGUACUCCCUUGUAUCUUGUAUUUCUCUUAAAUCCUGUAAGUGCUGACCUAGACA
Molecule: messenger RNA, 1206 nt
Organism: Beta vulgaris subsp. vulgaris (sugar beet)
Lineage: Eukaryota; Viridiplantae; Streptophyta; Magnoliopsida; Caryophyllales; Amaranthaceae
Exons: 7
Coding region: 75-740 (221 amino acids)
Biological process (GO): regulation of translational fidelity; alanyl-tRNA aminoacylation
Molecular function (GO): Ser-tRNA(Ala) deacylase activity; alanine-tRNA ligase activity; nucleic acid binding
Source: RefSeq, a predicted model, not a curated record